AUGAUUAACUUUAUGAAUGGUCAACCAUCGCUUGAUGUGUUACCAACAAAGUUAUUCUCGGACGCUGCUGUGAAAGCUCUCAGUCGACCUAAUGCUGCCAAUGACCUCUUACAGUACGGACCAGAGUAUGGUCACACUGAAUUUUUAAACAAUCUAGCGAUUUUCCUCUCCAAGGAAUAUCAAUCGUUUGUGUCCAGUCGACAUUUAUGUGGUACACCCGGUGCCUCGUUAUCUUUACAGCAUAUCCUCACCAUCCUCACACGACCUCAAAGUACGACACAGUACGUCUACUUUCAAGAUCCCACUUAUUUUCUCUCAUUUGAGAUAUUUACCAGUGUUGGUUUCCGACGUGAGCAAUUUCGAGGUAUUCCUGAACAAGACGACGCCAGUGGUAUGGAUCUUGAUAGAUUAGAAGACUUUCUAAGGGGUCAACCUGUGAAAAGGGGUGAUAUCUUUGAUUCGGUCUUAUAUUGUGUUCCCACACAUGCGAAUCCAACAGGGUCCAUUUUAUCUGCGUCCAAAAGAAGACGACUUGUCCAAUUGGGUCGCAAAUACAACAUGCUGAUUAUUUGUGACGAUGUGUAUGAUAUCUUGACUUUUCAGGGUGAGAUACCCCAACGGGUGGUAGCUUAUGAUCUAUUGGAGGAUGGAAAUGAAAAACAUGUGGUCAUUAGUAACGGUUCCUUUUCCAAGAUUUUGGCACCAGGUGCAAGAGCAGGGUGGAUUGAAGCUGGUGAAACCAUUAUUAAGCAAGUGGCUGCCUGGUAA
Mucor mucedo is the source of this 768-nucleotide messenger RNA. RefSeq names its product pyridoxal phosphate-dependent transferase. Gene Ontology annotation, molecular function: L-2-aminoadipate:2-oxoglutarate transaminase activity; pyridoxal phosphate binding. The record is from RefSeq and is a predicted model, not a curated record. Lineage: Eukaryota; Fungi; Mucoromycota; Mucoromycetes; Mucorales; Mucoraceae. The coding region runs from base 1 to 768 and encodes 255 amino acids. The transcript is spliced from 2 exons. Gene Ontology annotation, biological process: biosynthetic process.